This is a messenger RNA of Dacryopinax primogenitus, 1629 nucleotides long. RefSeq lists its product as uncharacterized. Bases 1 to 1629 code for a protein of 542 amino acids. NCBI's taxonomy places the organism in Eukaryota, Fungi, Basidiomycota, Dacrymycetes, Dacrymycetales, Dacrymycetaceae. The record is from RefSeq and is a predicted model, not a curated record. The transcript has 4 exons.
AUGGUCAUACCCGAGGCGCUCAACGACCACACAACGAGAGCCCAACAUGACGACGGCCUCUCCAAUCAUCAAGCAUGGAGAACACCCCUCACGCUCGCCGCUGACCAGAGACUCAGGCUUUGCGGAGUGCCACAGGUGUCUAGCAACUUAACCGACCCAGUUCAAGUGCUGGUAUCCUGGAACAUCGAUACCGUGUUGACACUGCAGAGUAUUUCGGGCAACAUCCCAUCAGCCGCCACCACCCGCCGUCGCACGUUUUACGUCCAGUUCUCUGUGUCUGGUUUGACUCAUAUCGAAAUCGCGCGAUCCAGCGGCCCAGUCGCUGUUGAGGGACGCUGGGCCUGCUUCUCAGAUAAGGAUAUGCAAGCGCAAUUCAUGUCCCGAGACCUUAUUGAUGGGCGAGAAGCGGAUUUGGCUCUGGACACUUUCCACGGGCGUGUUUCUGGCAUCUUCGCAGUACCAUCUUUCUCGUUGUUCUUAGGCAACAACGAAUGGGACGGUGUUUGUAUUUUUGACAUCGACAAGAUCUCGGAAAUCGCGUCCGUCCCUGCACAGUCGAGGGCAGGAUCCAUCAGCCGCGACAGGGUUCGACCAGAAAGUCAGGAUCGCAUUGGCGAGAUCCCGCCUUGCGGGACCGUCUUGUACGAUCAUUUGUCCGACACGUCCUCCGAAAACCCGGGUCAACCGACCGCGUGGGCCGAAGUCCCGACCAGCGGCGACUCAUACGUUCUCUGUUCGACGCUGGGACCGAAGGCGGCGUCUCUGCUCAUCCUUGAACACUCCAAGUCUAAGGCCACGACCACCCUCCGUCAAGUGAUCUUGCCGUCGUUUCCGAUUGCUUAUCGCCGGCGUCAUGAACGAGCAACCACGUCGUGGGAGGUCCUAAGAACGGCUGGGGAGUCCGAUUUCCUCCGGCACUGCAACUCCUUGCAUGUAUUGCCAGCGAAGAACACCGCGGGCUGUGUUUUGUUGGUGGGACAAAAGGAGUCAAGUCUCUGGAUAGAGCUCUCCCUGAGGUGUACGGCAAGAGAACGCCUCUCGGUCCCAGUGGCAGAGAUCCCUCGGCCCUUGCUGGCGAAAGCCGAUCCUGAUAUUCAGUUCAGCUCGGUUGCUCUUGACAUUCGAGCUCGUCUGGCAGCGGGCGGCUUGAUCCGCGAGGCUCCAGUUGAGGUGCCUCAAGCCGUCCACGGUUUGCCACCACAGACCAGCACCGCUGGUCACCUUGUGGUGUACAAGGCUGAGUUCUACGGACGCCCCGGUCCUGCGAUGAACAUCAACCUGACAUUCGGAGUACACCGGCCCUACUCACUGGUGAAUGCGACCGUGGAUGGUUACUGUUCAAUCUGGGUGGUUGAUGUCCCGACGCCGAGAGGUCAUCGUUGGAUCUCUAUCGAAAAGGACGAAACGGGCGGAGAAGACGAGCCCUCUAUGUACCGCUUCCGAUACAGCGAUCGUGAGGCUGGCGACGGCGUGUCGCUCCUAGCCACCUCCCUCGGUGCCAAUCGCUCCAAAGCCUGUCAUCCAGAUGACGGGUACUUGGCGAUGGCCAUCGAACAAGAUAUUCUUGCACUGCAGGACGGUAAUGAACCCAGAAUGCGUCAAUUCGCUGCGUUGCGCUUGGGUUGUUGA